Microdochium trichocladiopsis is the source of this 1719-nucleotide messenger RNA. RefSeq lists its product as uncharacterized. The transcript is spliced from 2 exons. Lineage: Eukaryota; Fungi; Ascomycota; Sordariomycetes; Xylariales; Microdochiaceae. The coding region runs from base 1 to 1719 and encodes 572 amino acids. The record is from RefSeq and is a predicted model, not a curated record.
AUGGGCUACGACGAAGAUGGCCACAACGAACUGGCCUCGGAUGUCAUUACGUACGUCGGUGUCCCGCUGGCCGUGCUGGGCGUCCUGCCCAUCCUCUACAACACCAUUGCGACCCUGGCCGCGCUGUCCAAGAUCAAACGCAUGCUCCGGCACAGCAAGCUGAAAGCCUUGACUCGAAGCGACAUUGUCAACCGGGUCAUAGAGGUCGAACUGCCCCGAUAUGCUGUCCAGCCAUGGGAUCGCUUCGACCAUCGUAACGAGUACUGGCAGCUGUCCAGGCAGCCCAGCCAGAUACCCGGGGGCACGUGGACCACCUUCAACUGGCGGACAAACAUGAUCGGCAUCAAGACCCAGCGUGUCGAGUAUGCCGACCAGCUGCGCCAGCCCCAGGUCGAGGUGGCUUUGGACCAGUUGGUCGCUUACCUGCUUGAUCUUGGCGCAAUCCCGGAUCCCCAUGGCUGGAAGCUGCUCAGAUCGACUGGUCUGUGGACUCCGAUGGGUACUGCGCUCAUGACCUCUCCGGAUGGCCAACAAAGAGCUUUGACCAUUGGCCCUCUGGACGAUUCUGACGGGCACCUGUCUCUCAAGGUUGAGUGGUCAUCCUCGUGGACGACCCGGGAUUUUGCAUCCCUGCCGCCAUACUGGGUCAAGCUCCCGGCGCCACCGCCAAAGCGGCCCAAGACAAGCAAUACGGGUGAAGCGUCAACAUCUCAAAGUACUCAUGAGCAGGAUGAGCAGGAUCAACAUGGACUGGCACAAGCAAAGAUCAAGGCAGGCUCAGUACGAGAGUCCUUGGACUCCGUGCAGAAGGAUAUCGACAAGACCAAGGCGUAUCCCAUCACUUGUGAGAUCUCGAGCAACGGCCUGAUGGCUGCUCUCAGCCAGCCAGAGAUGCCGUUCACGUCCACCGCGAAUCUUGAAAGUCUGUACGCCAACCAUCUCCGAAUCAGCCACACGGCAACCAACGGUGUGUGGUUCGCCAGCACUGCCACGGCUUAUGGCACUUCGUCUCAGACGAUCCUUUGGAACUACAAGAUUCCCGACGACAUCCUCAACUUUGCUCGUCGUGACACGGUGCCAUGCGGCAUCCUCGUACUCCUGGACAUUGUUGAUUUGGCAGACACCCCCGAGUGGGCUACUGCUUACGAUAACGGACUGGAGCGGCACGAGCUCUUCGUGAGGCGGACGUCGGAGCAGCGUGCCGCAAUGGCUGCGGAGGCCAGAAUGUCGCCGGCCGAGCGGCAGAUCGCUGCCUCGAACCGACAACGCAGGGAGAUGGAGCAACGGAUGAACGAUAUGAGGGACGAGCAACGACAAGCACAGCAGCGCCGGGACGCACGCUUCCUGGAGGCCCUGCAGAGCCCCAAGUGGGAAACGGGGCUGGUGGCGGACCGCUGCCUUAAAGUUCUGAAGCGGCGCUCCCUCUUCGAGGAGGAUGUGGAACUCCGCGACGCUGCCGGCAUGAUACUCCAUCGCAUGGUGCUCGACGGAGAGUUCACGACCUCGAUGGUCAAGAUUCUUGAUCUGUGGAAGGCAUGGGCGGACAACGGCGGCAUGCGCAGGUCUGACUAUGAGGCGAUUUCCGGUUCGAUCGAGAUUUUCGCGCAGGCGACGCUCAUGGUGGCCAUGAUCAAAGGCACUGUGACGGCUCAUGAAGGCACGCUGUCGAUGGACCUGCAGGAAUGCAUGCGGAUGUGGAAGAUGGUGAGGUUAGGAUAA